AUGUUGCGGCAAUCCCUUCGAUUUAAGCGAGCCGUAAGGCAUGCCUCGCAUCUCCCCAACACCGCUAACCGAAGCAACACAAUCAAUUUCAAGACUCUUCCCACCGCUACCACCACAAGACCCCCGCUCAGAAAAGAGAAACCCACCAUCAACGAAGUAGGAAUCCAGUAUCUUUCGCGGCAUUUGAAACAUCAAAUAUACCCUUCUGACACUAAUACCAAAACUUCAAAACCUUUGUCAGUGUACGACAAGAUCAAAAUCAACUUAUCCCAGCAAUACUUGGACAAAUUCAACCUUCUAAAUAAGAAAACCAACAUAACCGACCCCAUCACUUUAGACCUCCCGAAACUUCAUGGGAAAACAUUGAAUGAACAUUUCAUACGACUAGCCCUUAAUGAUGUCUCGCCAUAUUUAAACUUUGCGGGAAUGCUCUCAUCGAUUGACUUGCCUGCCAGACCAAAAAAUUGGCUAUUGAAACCUGGAUGGUACCGUUACGACCCCAAUUCGCCAGAACCGGUCAAAGUCGACUACCCAUUGGAAGAUGCGUUGGUAUUUGACGUGGAAACAAUGUAUAAAGUUAGUCCGUAUCCAGUACUUGCUACCUGUGCAUCCCCAGUGGCCUGGUACGGCUGGGUAUCACCGUAUCUCACCGGUGAUGACCCCCAUGAUAAUCAUCUUAUCCCCAUGAACACGAUCGACAGAGUGAGGUUGAUAAUUGGUCACAACGUUGCUUACGACAGAGCGAGAAUCAAAGAGGAGUAUAGUUUUAAGAAAACUGAGGCUUUCUACUUGGAUACCCUAUCAUUGCACGCCGCGGUCACCGGGAUUUGCUCACGCCAGCGGCCAGUAUGGCUGAAAUACAAAGAGAAUUCCCGGAUCGAAAAGGGAAUGACCAAAGAGAUUGGCAAGUUGUUGGACGAGAAAAACUUCAUCGAUCAUCUUGUCAAUGAUCAAUUAUCAAUGUUGGGGAAUGAGAAGUUGUUGGAGAAAUACGAUAGCGAUUAUGAAUUACUGGAUAACCCUUGGGCAUCAUUGACCAGUACCAAUUCAUUGGCCGACGUUGCAAAAUUACAUUGUGGGAUCACCAUGAGUAAAGUUGAUCGUGACUAUUUCAAGACGGAGGAUAAACAAGAGAUUAUUGAUAAUUUCCAGAAAUUGAUGAAUUAUUGUGCCACUGAUGUGGCGACCACCCAAGAAGUUUUCAAAGCGGUAUACCCAUUAUUCACUAAGCUUUGCCCUCAUCCAGUAUCCUUUAGCUCUUUAAGACACAUAAACACGGUUUUUUUGCCCACCACUUACAAAACGUGGGAAAAUUAUAUUCACAGUGCCGAAUCAUUAUAUCAAAAUAAUAAGGUCCAAAUCGAACAGGAUUUAGCGGUUUUAGCGUUGAAACUCGUGGAGAAAUUUAAACAGUCCCCAGAAGAAGUAUUAAAUGAUCCAUGGUAUUCUCAAUUGAAUUGGGAAAUCAAACCAAUCAAGAUGACCAAGUCAGGGGUGCCUUUCAAACGUCAAAAAUUGCCAGGAUUCCCAGAAUGGUACAAGAGUCUUUUCCCCAGCGCCACCGGACCAAUAAAGUUAACGAUCCGUACCAGACUCGUGCCAAUCUUGUUGAAGUUGAAAUGGGAAGGAUUACCCUUGAUGUGGACCGAGACUAAAGGAUGGUGUUUUAGAGUGGAAUCAAACAAAUUCACUUUGAUAAAUGAGUUGACAAGGAAAAACUACACGAGAAUCGACGAUUUCACCGAAGACCCAAAUUUCGAAGCGUUAACCAAGGACUACCAAUAUGUAUACUUCAAGAUCCCUCAUCCUAAUGGACCAAGUAAUCGAACCACCAGUUUGACCUCCAAGAGUUUUUUGAAACAUUACGAAAAGCAAGUGUUGACCUCGGAGUACGAAAUUGCCCAAAAAGUUUUGGAAUUGAACGCCUCUGCCAGUUAUUGGAUCUCCUCCAGAGAAAGAAUCAUGAGUCAGUUUGUGGUGUAUGAUGAAGGUAGUACUAGAGAAUCACUGCCAGAUUUCAAUUUACCAAUGUUGUCCAAAGGAGAAGGUGACGAUCCUAUUGGGAUUAUCAUUCCACAAAUUUUGCCAAUGGGGACGAUUACAAGAAGAGCGGUAGAAAAAACUUGGUUGACGGCAUCUAAUGUGAAAAAGAACCGGAUUGGGUCUGAGUUGAAAACGAAAAUCCAGGCGCCUGCUGGAUACUCUUUUGUCGGGGCCGAUGUUGAUAGUGAAGAACUUUGGAUUGCCAGUUUGUUAAGUGACUCGGUAUUCAAAAUCCAUGGGGGUAGUGCCAUUGGAUGGAUGACGUUGGAAGGUAACAAGUUGGAAAAAACCGAUUUACAUUCAAAAACCGCGGAAAUCUUGGGGAUUUCUAGAAAUGAGGCCAAGAUUUUCAAUUAUAGUAGAAUUUACGGAGCAGGUUUAAAACAUACCUCGACGUUAUUGAAGCAAUUCAACCCUAGCUUGAAUGAAAAACAAGUGAUAACCAUUUGCAACAAUUUAUUCGAUAGCACUAAGGGAAAGACUUAUAGAUUAAGCCCAAAAGAAAAGAAAACCUUAACAAAAUACGGUAUCAAUUUAAGCAAGAUUUGGUACGGGGGUUCCGAAUCGGUGUUGUUCAAUCGGUUGGAAAAUUUAGCAGAAACCAAAACCCCUAAGACCCCCGUGUUGAAAGCAGGGAUCACUGAGGCGUUGAAAAAAGAGAACUUAAAUGCAAACAGUUUUUUACCAUCGCGAAUCAAUUGGGCCAUCCAGUCUUCCGGGGUUGACUAUCUCCAUUUAUUGAUCACCUCGAUGGAGUAUUUGAUUAAACGGUACGCGGUCGAGGCGCGGUUGUGUAUUACGGUACACGAUGAAAUCCGAUACAUGGUGAAGGACGAAGACAAGUACAAGGCGGCAUUAUUGUUGCAGAUCGCCAAUGUUUGGACAAGAGGAAUCUUUUGUGAGCAAUUGGGGAUCAGUGACAUUCCCCAGUCGUGCGCGUUUUUCUCCCAGGUGGAUAUCGACAAGAUUUUGAGAAAAGAGGUGGAUACUCCGUGUGAGACCCCUUCGAACCAAGGAGUGGUGGUCCCUGACGGGGAGACUUUGGAUAUCAAUGGACUUCUUGCAAAGUUGGGACAGGAUCCAAAUACUAAAAAAGUUGAUUGGUUGGACGAAGGGUCGACCAUCAAUUUGAAUAAAUUCAAAGUGGAUAAAGUAUUGGAGAAAUUAAAGGAUACUCUGGUUAGCGUUUCCGGAAAUAGCAGUGGUAAUUUGUUGAGUAAUGAGCAAGAGAAGAUGUUUAUCAAUUUACAAAUUGAACAGGAUACCAGUAAAGUGAAAACAUAUAUGAGAAAGUUGACGGCACCACAAAUCCAGCGUCGGUAG
Messenger RNA from Saccharomycopsis crataegensis, 3366 nucleotides. Its product is annotated as DNA-directed DNA polymerase gamma MIP1. The transcript has a single exon. Gene Ontology annotation, molecular function: DNA binding; 3'-5' exonuclease activity; DNA-directed DNA polymerase activity. The coding region runs from base 1 to 3366 and encodes 1121 amino acids. NCBI's taxonomy places the organism in Eukaryota, Fungi, Ascomycota, Saccharomycetes, Ascoideales, Saccharomycopsidaceae. The record is from RefSeq and is a predicted model, not a curated record. Gene Ontology annotation, cellular component: mitochondrion; gamma DNA polymerase complex. Gene Ontology annotation, biological process: mitochondrial DNA replication.